UCUUCGGAGCCUCACCCGGAAGCUGUUGUCUUAAGAGAGCCGCGCGAAGAUGCGAAUAUGAACCCUUUAACUAAGGUGAAGCUGAUCAACGAACUGAAUGAGCGAGAGGUUCAACUUGGGGUGGCAGAAAAGGUGUCUUGGCACUCGGAAUACAAGGACAGCGCCUGGAUCUUUCUUGGAGGGCUUCCUUAUGAACUGACAGAAGGAGACAUCAUCUGCGUGUUCUCACAAUAUGGGGAGAUUGUCAACAUUAAUCUUGUGAGAGACAAGAAGACUGGGAAAUCGAAAGGAUUCUGUUUCCUGUGCUAUGAAGAUCAGAGGAGCACAGUUCUGGCUGUUGACAAUUUCAAUGGAAUUAAGAUUAAAGGAAGAACUAUCCGUGUGGACCAUGUAUCUAAUUACCGGGCUCCUCAGGAAUCAGAAGAUGUGGAUGAUAUGACUAGAGAGCUCCAGGAGAAGGGCUGUGGGGCUAAAACACCCCCGUCAAGUCCUCCUGAAGUCUCUGAAGACGAAGAUGCCAAACUCUCAAAAAAGCACAAAAAAGACAAAAAAGAGAAAAAGAAAAAAAAGAAAGAAAAGGAGAAGACUGAACGCCAGGUCCAAGCAGAGCUGCCAUCCUGCUCCAAAAGCACAACAGUAAAGGAAAAGGAUGAGCAUAGCUCGAAGAAGCACAGCAGCAAGACCUCAGAGAGAGCACAGAAGUCUGAAUAUAGAGAGAGGAAGAAGAGUCACUCAGGUUCCCCUGAUGGCAGGAGUUCCUACAGUGGUAGAGUAGAGGACCCUGAGUGGGAGGCAAAGAAAGAGAAACCCAAGCAUGAGCAUAAGUCCUCAAGCAGGAGGGAGGGUGAAGAAAAGAGCAGAGAGAAGGAUAGAGGGAGGAGCUCAGGCACUCAUUCCAGCAGGCAUGGUGGGCAUUCUGAAAGGUGGAGUCAUGGAAGUAGAAGUAGGAGUCCAGAUAAGUCCUAUAGGCACAGAAAGCAUGGGCACUCUCGGGAGCGCGAGUCCUUCCAUUCUAGUGACCGUAGACAUUACUGAAGCCUGUUCCAGCUGCCCAGUUCUUUGAAAACGAAUUUUGUUGCAUAAUGCCAGUUUCUCUUUGUUGUUGUUAUUUCUAUAUAUAAAAAUUUGGGGACCAAAUGUUUUGAAUCCCUUACAUGACAGAGUUGUUGAAAAGGCUAUAGUUUCAAUAGCUAGAUAUCUGUUUUAAAACAAACAAACAAACAAACUAAAAAACAUGAUCCAUUGUCCCUGGGGAAAUAUUUAAAUAAAUAUUUAAAUAUUUAGUACUGACCAGAGUAUGUGCCUAAAAUUUGGUUUAUAAAUUUGGCCCUUAAACCCACAAACCUCUGAUUUAAGGUAAGAUUUUUCAGGGAAGUCAAAACUCAAGACAAUGCUGAAGUUCUAGUCUUCGUGUUACUUAUUUAGAGGCCAGCACUGUAGGAACCUACCAGAUGGCAGAUACAACUGUAAAGAGGUAGCUCCGGAGAUUCGUUGUUUUUAGUUUUUGAUGGUUAUAUACAUGUCUAUGUAUUUUUUCUUUGUAACUUAUUUAUUUGUAUUGAGAUGAAAUUCGUAUAAAGUAAAGUUAACCAUUCUAAACA
Messenger RNA from Arvicanthis niloticus (Nile rat), 1601 nucleotides. It is a transcript of the gene Rbmx2, whose product is annotated as RNA binding motif protein X-linked 2. NCBI's taxonomy places the organism in Eukaryota, Metazoa, Chordata, Mammalia, Rodentia, Muridae. Gene Ontology annotation, cellular component: precatalytic spliceosome; U2 snRNP; catalytic step 2 spliceosome. Gene Ontology annotation, biological process: mRNA splicing, via spliceosome. The record is from RefSeq and is a predicted model, not a curated record. Gene Ontology annotation, molecular function: RNA binding.